AUUUCUUUGUCCGUUCUCCUCCAGGGUUCCCAGAUAAUCUCGAAUUGUAAAAGCAGGAGAAGAAGAAAGGAGAUACAGAGAGAAUUGGAGAUGCUGAGGGUCGCGGGAAGAAGGCUGGCUUCUCUCUCAUGGAGGCCGAGCACCUCCGCCUCUGUCCUCUCCAGGAACCCCGUCCAUGGUGCCGGGCAUUCGUCGACCGAUGACUCUAGAUCGAUCUCUCCCGCUCGAUUCGCCCUCGAAUCGGGCCUCCCCGGCACGACCAGAGGAUUUUCUUCUGAAUCUCUUGUCCCUAGACAUCAGGACAUGGGGUUGGCUGACCUUCCUGCAACAGUGGCAGCUAUGAAGAACCCAACCUCAAAGAUAGUCUAUGAUGAACACAACCAUGAGCGAUUUCCUCCGGGCGAUCCCAGCAAGCGAGCAUUUGCUUACUUUGUUUUGAGUGGGGGGCGAUUUGUGUAUGCUUCUUUGAUUCGUCUCCUAGUCCUUAAGUUUGUGUUAAGCAUGUCCGCUAGUAAGGAUGUCCUUGCUCUAGCUUCACUGGAGGUCGAUCUCUCCAGCAUUGAGCCUGGGAGCACAGUUACGGUGAAGUGGCGUGGGAAGCCAGUGUUUAUAAGGCGCCGGACUGAGGAUGAUAUCAAGUUGGCCAACAGUGUGGAUGUGGCAUCCCUUCGCGAUCCUCAGGAAGAUGCAGCUAGAGUGAAGAACCCAGAGUGGCUCGUGGUGGUUGGGGUCUGCACCCAUCUGGGUUGCAUUCCCCUGCCCAAUGCUGGAGAUUUUGGUGGCUGGUUUUGCCCGUGUCAUGGGUCACAUUAUGAUAUCUCCGGUAGGAUUCGCAAAGGCCCGGCUCCAUACAACCUGGAGGUGCCUCAGUAUACCUUCAUGGAUGAGAACAAGUUGAUGGUAGGCUAAAUUCUGUGUUUUGAAUGUUGUGGUAUGAUUCUCUAUAUAAUAUUUGUCUUUUACUUGCCUCUGCUGGAUAUUACAAGUUUCUGGCACUGGUUCAUGAAUAAUUGCGAUCACCUUGGCGAGCACAUUAUUAAGGUGGAACAUGUAUAUUGCACCGUGUAAACUUAUUGGAAAUAUCCUCUAUUAGCUUCUUGCCCUGUUCACCAGGGUAAAUUCUGGUCAAUGGUAGUCUCCUCAUGCCUGAGAAGAUGUUGUAGAUUUACAAACCUCAUGGUUUUUGUUA
This is a messenger RNA of Phoenix dactylifera (date palm), 1189 nucleotides long. The record is from RefSeq and is a predicted model, not a curated record. Lineage: Eukaryota; Viridiplantae; Streptophyta; Magnoliopsida; Arecales; Arecaceae.